Molecule: messenger RNA, 450 nt
Organism: Ogataea philodendri
Lineage: Eukaryota; Fungi; Ascomycota; Pichiomycetes; Pichiales; Pichiaceae
Exons: 2
Coding region: 1-450 (149 amino acids)
Source: RefSeq, a predicted model, not a curated record
AUGGCACCGGAACCAACCAAGAAGACCUUCAGAUUUGCGAUCUUUCUCUGGAAUUCCAAUCCAAAAACAGCAAUCUGGUUGUCGUAUCUGGAGUUGAUAGGCUUGCAGGACUCUUCAGUUCUGGCGUAUUUCUCAUCCUCAGGAAGCGAUUCCAAAGAAUCAAAUUGGCCCACAAGUCCCUUGAUGUCUGCGUUGAUGUAUCUGAUGCCCUUUGAGUGGGUUAACUCAUUGAUUUCGAGCUGUUUCUCCAGCGGAGUCUCUGUGGUGACCACCACCUGGAAAGAGGAGACCGACUCGGGAGUCAAUUCUGAGACAAUAGAGAUAGGAACGUACGAGUUGAGCUCGGAGAGCUUGGCCAACGAAGCCUCCGCUCUGGACUUUCCAAUGUCCGACUCUGUGAGGAAGAACUGGGCAGACAAGUCAGUCAGCGAGACAGGAGUAGGGUCAUAA